This is a messenger RNA of Astyanax mexicanus (Mexican tetra), 7765 nucleotides long. It is a transcript of the gene ltk, whose product is annotated as leukocyte receptor tyrosine kinase. The transcript is spliced from 29 exons. The record is from RefSeq and is a predicted model, not a curated record. Gene Ontology annotation, molecular function: ATP binding; transmembrane receptor protein tyrosine kinase activity; protein binding. Gene Ontology annotation, cellular component: signaling receptor complex; membrane. Bases 381 to 5006 code for a protein of 1541 amino acids. Gene Ontology annotation, biological process: positive regulation of kinase activity; protein phosphorylation; cell surface receptor protein tyrosine kinase signaling pathway. NCBI's taxonomy places the organism in Eukaryota, Metazoa, Chordata, Actinopteri, Characiformes, Acestrorhamphidae.
GUGUGUGUGUGUGUGUGUGUGUGUGUGUGUGUGUGUGUGUGUGAGAGUGUGUGUGUGUGUGUGUGUGUGUGAGAGAGUGUGUGUGUGUGUGUGUGUGUGUGUGUGUGUGUGUGUGUGUGUGUGUGUGAGAGUGUGUGUGUGUGUGUGUGUGAGGAGAGCAGUAGGAGUCAGAGCUCGCGCGCUGCAGCAUCAGCAGCACCAUGCAGCAGCAGCGCUGAUCUGAUCUGAGUUCAGUUGUGGGAUCUGCGAGUAAACCCGCGGAGCGGCGGAGAGCGGCUGGGGACCCGGAUGCUGGAGGAUCUCGGGGUGUUUUGGGGUUGGGUUUUCACGCGCUGGUGAUCAGUAGUGAACAGAGCUCAGGAUCCGGUCCGCAGGGAGAGAUGGAUUACUGGACCCGACCGGCUCCGGUUAAACUGGUGCUGCUGGUUUUAACAGUGAUCAGGAGCAGUUACACUCUGUUGGACAGAUCAGCGGAGGAGAGAUUUCCAGCUCGGUUAUUUCCUCAUCACUCCAGUCCAGAAGAAGUUACCUGUGAUUUUGAAUCUGCAUGUUCCUGGAGCGUAUCCAAUCACAGCAGCAGCGGAGACUGGUAUGUCACAUCGCCACAGCAACACCGACCCGGUAGACGAGGCACCCAGCCAAUCACGGAUCACUCUGCUGGAGACUCUAAAGGUCAUUUCCUGGUUCUGAAGCGUGACUCAGGCCUGAGGGCUUCUGGGAGCUGCACGUUCCACAUCACCAGUCCGGUGAUUGUGAGCAGUGGUGCGCUCUGUCAGCUUCACCUGGCGCUGUUCCAGCCGGAGCCGAGGAAGGGAAACCUGUCAGUGUCCCUAAAACUCACAGAGUCCGCCGUCAUCCAAUCACUGACCUUCACCAGCAAGGACCAGGAUGGAGCCAGGACGGGGUGGAAGGUGCUGGAGGCUGCGGUGGGUAAACUGGACGAACCCUUCCAGCUAACGGUUCAGUACUCGUCCUGCAGCGCUGCUGAUGUGGGAAUACUCGCCAUCGACUCACUGCAGCUACAGGACUGUGACUCCGAGAGUGGAGAUCUGGGUCCGGACUGUGAGGAUCAGUCAGGGUUUCAGUGUGAUCUGGGUGGCUGUGUGGAGAAAAGCCGAGUGUGUGAUUUCCAUACUGACUGUCCUCUGGGGGAGGAUGAGGGAUUUAUCUGCGGAACUUUGCCGUUGGGUUCGUACUGUUCCUUUGAGUCGGGGUCUUGUGGAUGGUCGGCGUCUGAUAAACAGUCUUCCUGGAAGCUGAUCAGUGGAGAAGAAUUGUCUGAAAGCUCAGAUCUUCUGGGAACAACACUCCAAAACACACAAGGUCACUUCCUGUUCCUAAAGGUCAGAGGUCAUGCUAAAGACAGCGAGGCGUUUAUUCAGAGCCCUGCUCUUCCUUUAACCGUGUCCCGCAGUGACUGUCAGUUGCACUUCUCUCUGUAUCUGUUCGGGGAUUUUAACGGCACGGUGCUGCUCUCUGUGGAGGAAAACGGGACAAGUGAGACUCCUUUAGUGUGGGAAAGAACCGGACAGAUGAAGGAUAACUGGCAGGACGUCACUCUGCAGAUCAGUGAUCUCCUGAAAGGGUUCCGGCUGAAGGUUCGAGCUCUGUGGGCGGCUGGUUCUAAAGCUGAUAUUGCUCUGGAUGAUAUUUCUUUAAGUGCUACAUGUUUUGAUGCAGAUUUGAAGGCGCUGCUUUUUGAGCAUCAUGAUUUAGACUCCAUGGGGAAGCUGGACUUCAUGAGCCCCCUCUCUGAGCCCUCUGUAUCAGAGGAGUCUCAGAUGUCGUGGUGGUUCACUUCCUGUGGGGCGAGUGGACCACGAGGUCCCACCCAGGCUCAGUGCGACAGCGCCUAUCGUAACACUAACGUGAGCGUGACGGUGGGUAAAGAGGGUCCUCUCCGCGGCGUCCAGAUCUGGAGAGUUCCGGCUACUAACAGAUACAAGAUCUCGGCGUACGGAGCUGCUGGAGGUAAAGGAGCUAAAAAUCACAACAAGCGCUCGCACGGCGUCUUCAUCUCCGCCAUCUUUACUCUGGAGAAAGGAGAUCUGCUCUAUCUGCUUAUUGGUCACCAAGGAGAAGAUGCCUGUCCAGGGAGAAACCCUCUGACCCACAAGAUCUGUCUGGGCGAGUCGUCCGUCAUCGAGGACGGGUUUGUGGGGGACGGUUCGGCUCUGGAAUGGGCCGGGGGCGGCGGCGGCGGCGGGGGAGCUACAUUCAUUUUUCGGAUGGAGAACGGGGAGCCGGUGCCUCUGCUGAUAGCAGCAGGUGGAGGUGGGAAGGCGUACCUGGAGGAACCUGAGACCAGUCUGGAUCAGAUCCCUCUGGAACAGUACGAGAACGACACGCUGACCAACGGAGUCAACGGAAGAUCUGCAACAGCAGGAGGAGGAGGAGGAUGGAGGGACUCUACUGCUCUGGUUUGGGCAGGAAAGUCUCUGGUUGAAGGGGCUGAAGGAGGAUCUUCGUGCCCUCAGGCUUUAUCUAAACUCGGCUGGGCAACGUUCGGAGGAUUUGGGGGAGGAGGAGGAGCCUGUACUGCUGGAGGAGGUGGAGGAGGAUACAGGGGCGGGGACGUGUCUGACAUUGAUGACAUCACAGCGGACGGUCAGAACGGCAUUUCUUUUAUUCAUCCCUCCGGAGAGAUCUUCCUGCAGCCGCUGGCAGCGAUGGAGAGUCACGGGGAGGCGGAGAUAGAGAUUCACCUGAACUGCAGCCACUGUCAGACUCAGAGCUGUAGGAGAGAUGAGGACAGUAAACUCAUCCUCUGUCUGUGUCACGAUGAGGAGGAGCUCGCUGCAGACAACGUCACCUGCAGAGAAGUGGAGCGUCCAGUGGCGGGGGGACACCCGUCUCUCUCUCUGAUUCUGGCGGUGGUGGCGUCCACCGUGGUGACGGGCAUCGUGCUCACCUGUGCCAGCCUCACCCUCAUGUAUUACCGCAAGAAGAACCACCUGCAUGCAGUACGAGUUCGGCUGCAGAGCCCCGAAUACAAGCUGAGCAAGAUCCGCUCCUCCACCAUCAUGACCGACUACAACCCAAACUACUGCUUCGCCGGCAAGGCGGCGUCUCUGAGCGAGCUGAAGGAGGUUCCCCGCAAGAACAUCACUCUGCUCAGGGCUUUGGGACACGGUGCUUUUGGAGAAGUGUAUGAAGGCCAGGUUCUGGGUAUGAAUGGAGAAAACACAGCCAUGCAGGUCGCUAUCAAGACUCUUCCGGAAAUCUGUUCUGAACAAGACGAGAUGGAUUUCCUCAUGGAGGCUCUGAUUAUGAGUAAGUUUAAUCACCAGAAUAUAGUGCGCUGUAUUGGAGUCAGUCUGCAGAUCCUGCCCAGGUUUAUUCUUCUGGAGCUCAUGACUGGAGGAGACCUGAAGAGCUUCCUGAGACAGAACCGCCCCAAAGCUAACCAGUCCUCCUCUCUGACGAUGCUGGAGCUGCUGCACAUGGCCAGAGACAUUGCGUUCGGUUGCCAGUACCUCGAAGAGAAUCACUUCAUUCACAGAGAUAUCGCUGCACGGAACUGCCUGUUAACAUGUCCUGGUCCUGAAAGAGUGGCCAAAAUAGGAGAUUUUGGAAUGGCUCGAGACAUUUACAGGGCCAGUUAUUACAGGAAAGGUGGUCGUGCCAUGCUGCCAGUCAAAUGGAUGCCACCUGAAGCUUUCCUGGAGGGCAUUUUUACCUGCAAGACUGACACCUGGUCGUUCGGGGUACUGCUGUGGGAGAUUUUCUCGUUGGGUUAUAUGCCGUAUCCCUGUAAAACUAACCAAGAGGUUCUGGAGUUUGUGACCAGUGGAGGACGUAUGGAUCCUCCUAAGAGUUGUCCAGGGCCUGUGUAUCGGAUCAUGACGCAGUGUUGGCAGCACUGCCCAGAACAUCGGCCAAACUUCUCCACUAUUCUAGAGAGGAUCAAUUAUUGCACUCAGGACCCGGACGUCAUCAACACGCCUCUCCCAGUGGAGUACGGUCCGGCGGUGGAGGAGGAAGGCAGCACUGUGAUUCGUCCGGAAGGAUCCGGCAGCAUGACGCCUCUCCUGGUGACUCAUUCCGUCUCUCAGGACGCUCCUCUGCAGCCUGGCAUCUCCAACCCGGUCCCUCAGGUCCACAAACCCCGCCUGCUGCUACAGCGACCGACCCAGCCGGCUCAGGAGGUGACCACCUACCGUGAAGCUCUGGAUCCGUGCUGGGCGGAGCUGGUUCCUGCGUCCGGAUCCGGAUCUGGAUCCUGCUCCGGCUCCUGGCUGCAGGUUCCGGAUCACCGGCCGUGUUCGAGAUCCAGCUCUUCCUCGGGCAGCCAGAAACUGAAAAACAAAACCAAGAACCUGUGGAACCCCACCUACGGUUCCUGGGUUCUGGAGAGCUUUGGGCGGGGGAAGACGGCGCUGUCUCACACCCAGUCCAUGCCUCUGUCGUCCUCCACCUCCACCACCUCCUCCAUCUCCUCCACCACCCUGCCUACGUCUACCUCUACCUCAGAGCACAACGACUCUGGAACUGAAGCUAAUACUUCCCCGUGCUCGACCGGAUCUCCUGCACCUUCUCAGACGACCACCAUCAUCGCUAGUUCUCCAGGAUCUUCUGGAAUUACGUCGCGGAAGGGUCCCGCCGGAGCUGCUGGGGGUCCGCUCGCCGCGGUCAUGGAUCUGGCGAAGCUUCAGAGCUUCCCCUGCGGGAAUGUAAAUUACGCGUACGAUGAGCAGAGUUACGAAGCUGAGAGCUUGCCUUUAGUAGUCGCCAGGUCUCCAGAGCCGAGUAUUAGCUUUGGCGCUAACUCUAGCGUUAACUUCAGCGCUAGCGUUAGCACUAGCUACAGCUCUGCAGCUCGUUCUUCACUCGGUCUAGCAGCUCUAGGCCUGGCUUCCUCCUCCGGCAUCCACAAACCGCUAGUCAAACGCCACGCCAGCUACGGACACGAGGACGUCAGGAGACACACCAAGCCUGAGAAACCCACCCGAGACAGAGACUCCGGCUUCUCGCUGUCCGAAGACCUGAGCGUCACCCCCGUGUAGCAUCUUCUCCAAACCUUGCACUGACUGAAGCACCGCACUACACUGAAGAACCACUGAAGAACACCCAGCAGAACCUCAUCUAACCCACUUCAGGUUCCCCCGUGAAUCCAUAGGUAUUGUUUUCCUGUGAUGUUUUUUGUAUACGCUACACUGGAGACUUCCUGAGAUCCUGCUGAAGAACAGACAUACGAUACUGAGCAUCAGCUACUGCAGAGAAGGAGGCUGAUUAACAGGUCCUGUUAUUGUAGAACGAUAAAUAUAUUCCACUGGCUGGUUGCUGUGAGGCUAACCAAUAUAUACACUGGAUUCCCAUGUUUCAUGGUCAUGAUCAAUGUUUAGACAAUGAUCCGCUUCAAGAUUUGGACAAGAAACACAUUAGGAUCCAAAGUGGGAUAUAUUUUUUUAUUUGUUUGGUUUGUUUGCAUUUUUUACAGGUGCAUCUCAUAAAAAAAAAAAUAUCAUUGAAAAGUUUGAAGAAACUUUAUUACAGUAAUUCAGCUGAAAAGGUGAAACUCAUAUAUUAUAUAGAUGUAUUAAACACAGAGUGAUCUAUUUUAAAUGUUUAUUUCCUUUAUUAUUGAUGAUUAUCACUCACAACCAAUGAAAACCCAAAAAUCAGUGUCUCAGAAAAUUAGAAUAUUAAAUAAGACCAAUUGGUACUUUUUCAACUGAAUUACUAAAAUAAAGAAACUUUUCAAUUAUAAUUUUUUGAGAUGUUCCUGUAAACCUGUAAUACACAAGAUUAGGAGUCACUGUUAAUACCCACAAAUUUAAAAUGCAAAAUUCAGCUUUUCUUAAAUUGAAUUUGAGUUUAAUAGAGAGAUAUUUUUGAUUUUGGAGAACGAGAAGCACCGAGGGAAGCGUGCAGACCUGAUGAUAUUUCAGAUUGUUGAGGCUAAUAGAGGUUAAUGGGAGUAAAACCCUCCACAUGUUUGGUUAAAAGUUCUGUGUUUCUUUUAGUUCUUUUGUUUUAUCUGGUUUUAAUUUUGAUAUUAAACACAGUGGUGGUGUUUCACUGUUUAAGGUGGGUUGGGAUUGUUCAGGCUGAUUUUGGGAGGAAUAUUAGAAGCACUCUAAAAUGAAAGGUGAACUGGCUUACUGCUAAUUUCCAUAAAUAUAUUGUUGCUGUCCAAUGAAACACAAGUAUCUCCAUUUUUGUCCAUUUUUAGGUUAUUACAUAAACUGUCCCUUAAGCUCUAUCCAGAUGGGAUUAGUUUCUCAGGGGGUUCUGGGUAAUUUUCUCUUUUAUGUUUUUUUUUUAUCCUCUGUGAUUUUAUUCCCGUCCAGAACGAUCAUGUAGGUGUUUUUAUUUCUCAGACGUCCUCUGAGAAAAUCACAGGCUGAAUUAUCUACUGUUUUUGAAAAUUCCCGCAUCCAGACUGCAAUUGUAAAAACAGGAGGAUCAGUGAAUUUUUAGGCUUUAGUUUUUCUUGGUCACAUGACAUCAAAGUGUUCAGUAGCUCCUCCAUUUCCACUCACUGUUGUGUUUUUAACGUGGAUCUCCGUGGAAACCGUGGCACGCCCAAAGUGUAAUUACGGUGCGCGGCAGUGGACAAAUAUCUAUUUUAUUAAAGGCGAGGAGACGAAACUCAGAGAUGUGCGUCCGGACAGGACUAAAAUUACCGGAGGAGCACGGAGUUCAGAGAAAAACAGUAGAUAAUUAUAACAUAAAAGAGAAAAAUCCACUGAGAAACUAAUUCCGUCCUGAUAGGGCACUGCGUCUAAAUUUUAUAAUGAAUGAACCAAUAGAAAUUCUUAAAAAUGACCAGAAAUUUACUCUUUUAAAAAAGUUUUUUUAUCUCCUGUAAAGUUGCUUUUUUGGAGAUACCUGUUUUUCAAUGGGUGGCAAUGAUAUCAUAAAUACUUUUGAUUAUUCCUUGUUUCUUUUUUGAACACGACUACCAAUGGUUUUCUUGUGUUAUAAUUAUGGUAAUUUGCUAAAUUUCUCAAAACAUUCUGAUAAAACAUAUUUUUGUUAGUGUCCAGAUUUUUUUUUUCAAAACUUAUGAAAAUGAGGUGAAAUCACAUUAGAAUUGAUUGAAGGAUGCAGGUAUUGUAAUAACACUAUCUUUUUUAUUUCUAACAAAAAAUGUAAAAAAAGAAAGAUUUAACAUUUAAACUGGUGUGAUUUUAGUUUUAAGAUUUAUAUAUUUUGGAAAUACGUUUGUGAAACGAUGCUCUUGAUUGUUAAGGUCAGGGAUUAUUGAGAAGCCAUCUUUAUACCAGUUCAAGACGUUAAUUUAAGAAUGUGAAUGUUCCUAAAGUUGAUUAUUUCUAAUAAUUAUUCUUUCUUUUAUGUUUUUUUUGAGCUGAUAUUUGACGUAUACUUUUUCAGAUUAUAUGUUAAAGCUAAUUUUUUUGUAAGGUUCUAAUUAUGUUUAAUGUUUGUAUCGUUUGCGUCUUUAUUUCUCUCUCUUACAGCUACACUUACAGCGAGCCUUUAAUGGGAUUAUAUAUAGAAUUAGUUUCUCUUAACCAGGUAAAUGAAUGCUGUACAUUUAAACUAACGAUUACAGUAUGUAGCUUUACUUACGUUAAUAUGUUUAUUCACUGUUUAUUUGAUUAUUGUGUCUUAUCACUGCCAGCGAGCUGCAGAAAACCCAGAGUUUCUGAGGGGAUUUGCAGCAUCUUCAGUAAAAUAAGAGGAAAAAUUAUUAUUUUACAAAGUUUGUUUUUUGUUCCACAGGAAGCGUUCUCUAGGAUUCUCCACUGUGUAAUCCUAGACCUGAAAUAAACACUGUUUUUUAUUAAAGAUUAAA